This is a messenger RNA of Chenopodium quinoa (quinoa), 2402 nucleotides long. Its product is annotated as protein NUCLEAR FUSION DEFECTIVE 4-like. The coding region runs from base 163 to 1974 and encodes 603 amino acids. NCBI's taxonomy places the organism in Eukaryota, Viridiplantae, Streptophyta, Magnoliopsida, Caryophyllales, Amaranthaceae. The record is from RefSeq and is a predicted model, not a curated record. Gene Ontology annotation, cellular component: membrane. The transcript has a single exon.
ACCACUUGGCCAAUUGUUUAUUGACAGCAAGAUUAUGGCCAAUAUUAAUCAAUUAAUUAGUAUGUAAUUCCAUGUAUAAAUGAAGCUCAUUUUCCACACAACAAUCACAACAAAAGCCUAAAACCACCAAACCUAGCUAAACACACACAAAUACAAAGAAAAAUGGCCCUAGACGAUGGUAGUCGUUCUGAAGGCGGUUGUGCAAGGGCUAAAAGCUUCACAUUACAGCUCCUAACGGGGCGGUUUUUCAUGGCAUUUACAACCAUUAUAAUCCUCUCCUUCAUUGGUACCUCCUAUAUAUUUGGUCUAUAUUCAGGUGACAUUAAAACAACUUUAGGGUAUGAUCAAAGUACCCUUAAUCUCCUUAGUUUCUUCAAAGACCUUGGUGCUUAUGUUAGUGUUCAUGCCGGUUUAAUCAUGGAGGUGGCCCCACCUUGGGUGAUCCUCUCACUUGGUGCCAUGGUUAACUUUUUCGGCUACUUCAUGAUCUGGCUUUCGGUCACUCAUAAGAUCUCCCGCCCUCCAGUUUGGCUAAUGUGUCUUUACAUCACCAUUGGAGCUAACUCCUUAGGGUUUGCCAACACCGGGGCUGUGGUGCCCUGUGUCAAGAACUUCCCUGAGAAUCGAGGCAUUGUGAUUGGGCUUUUAAAGUCAUACAUUGGUUUAGGAGGCGCUGUUAUGGCUCAAUUAUACCAUGCCCUAUAUGGUAAUGAUACCACCGCUGAUGGGGUGAUCUUACUCAUUGCUUGGCUACCCGCGCUUGCUUUGUUGCUCUUUGCAUUUAGUGUUCGAGUUCUUAAGGUUGUUGGUCAUAGACAGAUCAAGAGAGAAAAGACAUUUUUCAAUGGCAUCCUCUAUAUAUCUUUGGUCCUAGCAGGGUUCAUUAUGGUUAUGAUCUUAGUGCAAAAACAAGUCGAGUUUAGCAAAACGGGUUAUAGUGUGAGUUGUGUUUUCAUCAUGGUUCUCCUCAUACUCCCUAUAUUCCUAGUCUUUAAAGAAGAGUUAUAUGCUUUUUCGAAAACCAAGCUUUAUAAUACUCCCACUAAUACCCUCUCUGAGUUGAAGAUCGUGCCUAGUAGCGAUGAAUCUCCAUCAACAAAUCAAUCUAAUAACCCUAAUAAUAAUAAUAAUAAUAAUAAUAAUAAAGGAAGUAGCAAUGUAGAACAUACAAAAGUGUCAUGUUUUCAAGAUGUGUUCCGUCCUCCAGCUAUGGGGGAAGACCACACCAUCUUACAGGCCACGUUUACUAUUGAUAUGAUGAUAUUGUUCCUUGCUUCAAUAUGUGGCUUAGGAGGGAACCUAGCAACAAUAGAUAAUCUAGGUCAAAUUGGUACAUCAUUAGGCUACCCUAAAAAAAGUAUUAGCACCUUUGUGUCAUUGAUUGGUAUAUGGCAAUAUUUAGGGCGUGUGUUAGGAGGACUGAUUUCGGAGCAGUUAUUAAAGUACAAAUGGCCUAGGCCUGCCAGCCUUACCAUCGUCCUCUUUAUUUCAUGCAUAGCUCAUCUUCUCAUAGCCUUCAACGCGCCGUAUGGCCUCUAUGUAGCAUCAAUUAUCAUGGCAUUUUGCUUUGGUGCCGAGUGGACUUACCUCUACUCUAUUAUAUCUGAGCUAUUUGGGCUCAAACAUUAUGCUACAUUGUACAAUUACGGCUCACUGGCCGCCCCAUUAGGGUCAUACAUUUUUAACGUGAGGGUCGCGGGGCAUUUGUAUGACAAGGAAGGAUUGAGACAACUCGAGGCGUUAGGGUUCACGAGGAAGCUUGGGGAGGAGUUGAAGUGCAACGGAGUCAAGUGCUACCAAUUGGCCUACAUAAUAAUCGCGGCGGCUACUUUCUUCACCGCCCUUGUGUCUUUGAUUCUUGUUGCUAGAACUAGGAAGUUUUACAAGGGGGAUAUAUACAAGAGAUUCCAAGAAGAUGAGAAUAAUGUGACAUUAAAUGUGUCUUCUGGCAGGAUGGAAGAAGAGAAGAAUUAAUUUUUAUAUUUUUUUACUUAAUUGAUCGAUUUCUCAUUUGUUUAUAUAUAUUCUAUCAUUUACUUUUAUGUACAGAUCGAGUGGAUUAAUAUAGUAAGUUUAUAGUCCAUUCUUUAAUAUACUUCCCAAAAGAAAAGUGUAUUUAUUUAUUCAAAUUUUUUCACAAUAGCUUCUUCCUCUUCAGGAUAGCUUUCUUGGCGGUUCCUCUUCGCUGCUAUGGAUGUCUAAACAUGCUUCGCUUUAUCGCUUUUGUAGUACUUGUUCCAAUACCAGUUUGCAUCAUAUUUCCUUUGUUGGUGUUUUCAUAGUAGUUCGGCUUUUUAAUAUGUUAGUCUUUCAUUUCCCUUCCAUCAGUACCAUAUUUGCCCCCCUUUUGGUAAUGGUGGAAUGGGUAUGCUUUUGAUGUAAUGGCUGUUUUAAGCCUUAAA